This is a messenger RNA of Acanthosepion pharaonis, 1206 nucleotides long. The record is from the annotation of a GenBank genome assembly. Lineage: Eukaryota; Metazoa; Mollusca; Cephalopoda; Sepiida; Sepiidae.
AUGACUGAGCUCAGUGUAAAUCCACCGGAAAAGGACAUUAAUAUUCUUGUGGCAUUUUUUCUGAAGAAAUCCUUUUCCCCACUUCCUUUCUUCCUUGUUUAUUUUAUUCUCACAUUUCUUUCCCUAUUCCGCCUUCAUUUUUUUUACGACCAUUCUUGCAUUUCAUUUUAUUUCAUUAUUCUCUCAGUUUUAUCAUAUCAUUUACUUUCUUUAUUCUUCACGAAAUUCGUUCUUCAUAUUUUUCAUAUUCUUCUUCUCGAGGUUAAUUUCGCGUUUCUUUAUUAUUCUUUAUGCAAACUUUUCAAAAUUUGUUCGUCUUCAUUUUUUUUUUCUUCUUUUUCACACAUUUCUCGUAGAACCUGCUUUUCUUCAUUUUUAUUCAUCUGGAAAUUAAUAUUUCUUGUAUUUGUUUUACAUUCGUUUCUCUACUUAAUUUUCUUCACUUUUUCACUUAGCUGUCUCAGCAUUGUGUACUAUUCUUCGAAUUUUUUCCCCCAGUCAAUCUCUCCUUUCUAUUCUUUAUUUCCCCUUCUUUUUAUCGUUCUUUUUGUACACAUUCUCUCUUCUCUUCUCUCUUGCUGGUUCUGUUUUGAGCGCCCGUUUUCUUUUCCUUUAUCCUCCCCUUCUCCUUCUUUCCUUGUAUUUCUUUUUAACGUCUGUUUUCAUCUCGAUCACCCUCUCUUUACAUUCUCUUCUCAUUUCUCGUUCUUUCUCGUCCUUUCUCGUGUCGCUUUUCUACUCUUCUAUUUCCUUCAUUUCCCUUUUUCUUUAUUUUUCUCGAACUUUUCAUCUCGUUCAUCUUCUCGUCUCUUUCUUUUUUUUCUUUUUUCCUUAUUCUUUUCUCUUCUCUUUCCUUGCUUCCGCUUCUUUCUUCUCGGCCUUUUUCCUCUCGUUCAUACUCUCUUUGCUUACCUGUAUCCGUCCUUUUUUUUCACUGCCAUUCUUCUUCUUUCUAUCCUUUCCAUUUAUCUCUAUCCUUCUUUCUCCUUCUCCUUGAUCUCUUGUGUUUUCUUCUUUCCUAUUUCCUUUUCCUCUUGUUUCCUCUUCCUUUCUUCGUUAUUUUUCAUCUCGUUCAUUCUCAUUUUUUUCUUUCUCUUCUUCUUUCUCGUUCAUCCCCUCUCUUCUCUUUCCAUCCUUCCUCCCAUUUCUUUCUUUUUUCUCGUCCUUCUCCUCUUCCUUCCACUUCUUUUUCUCUUCCUUUUUUAA